AUGCGGCCCGCCGGGACUGCGCUCUGGCUGCCCCUGGCCUUGGCCCUGGCCCUGGCCCUCGUCGACCCCCUGGCUGUGGGGUGGGCCUUGGCCCGCGCCCCGAUCUAUGUCAGCAGCUGGGCCGUACGGGUGUCCCAGGGGAACCGGGAGGCCGAACGCCUAGCGCGCAAGUUCGGCUUCACCAACCUCGGGCAGAUCUUUCCCGAUGGGCAGUACUUCCACCUACGGCACCGGGGCGUGGCCCACCGGUCCCUGAGCCCGCACUGGGGUCACUGCCUGCGCCUGAAGAAAGACCCCAAGGUGCAGUGGUUUGAGCAGCAGACACUGCGGCGGCGGGUGAAGCGCUCCCUGGCAGUGCCCACGGACCCCUGGUUCCCCAAGCAGUGGUACAUGAACAACGAGGUGCAGCCCGACCUGAACAUCCUGCAGGUGUGGGGCCAGGGGCUGACGGGCCAGGGCGUCGUAGUCUCCAUCCUCGACGACGGAAUCGAGAAGGACCACCCGGACCUCUGGGCCAACUACGACCCCCUGGCCAGCUACGACUUUAACGACUAUGACCCAGACCCCGAGCCUCGCUAUACAUCCAGCGAUGAGAACCGACACGGGACCCGCUGUGCAGGGGAAGUGGCUGCGAUCGCCAACAAUGGCUUCUGCGGUGCUGGUGUCGCCUACAACGCCCGAAUCGGAGGAGUGCGCAUGCUGGACGGCACCAUCACAGACAUCAUCGAGGCCCAGUCGCUGAGCCUGCAGCCACAGCACAUCCACAUCUACAGUGCCAGCUGGGGCCCGGAGGACGACGGCCGCACGGUGGACGGGCCUGGUGUCCUCACCCGGGAGGCCUUCCAGCGCGGCGUGACCGAGGGCCGUGGCGGGCUGGGCACCCUGUUCGUCUGGGCAUCGGGCAACGGCGGGCUGCACUACGACAACUGUAACUGCGAUGGCUACACCAACAGCAUCCACACGCUGUCAGUGGGCAGCACCACCCAGCAGGGCCGUGUGCCCUGGUACAGUGAGGCCUGUGCCUCCACACUCACCACCACCUACAGCAGUGGCGUUGUCACCGACCCGCAGAUCGUCACCACGGACCUGCACCACCAGUGCACGGACAAGCACACGGGCACGUCCGCCUCUGCGCCACUGGCGGCGGGCAUGAUCGCCCUGGCUCUGGAGGCCAACCCGUUCCUGACGUGGAGGGACAUGCAGCACCUAGUGGUCCGCGCGUCCAAGCCGGCGCAGCUGCAGGCAGAGGACUGGAGGACCAACGGCGUGGGCCGCCAAGUGAGCCACCACUAUGGCUACGGGCUGCUGGACGCCGGGCUGCUGGUGGACAUGGCUCGUACCUGGCUGCCCACGCAGCCCCAGCAGAAGUGCGCUGUCAACGUCGUGAACGCCCCCACCAACAUCCUGUCGCUGAUGCACGUGCAGAAGAACGUAUCCGCCUGCGCCGGCCUCUCCAGCCACAUCCGCUCCCUGGAGCACGUGCAGGUGCAGCUGUCGCUGUCUUACAGCCGCCGCGGCGACCUGGAGAUCGCGCUCACCAGCCCCAUGGGCACGCACUCCACGCUCGUGGCCGUCAGGCCCUUUGACGUCAGCGGCCAAGGCUACGACAACUGGAUCUUCAUGUCCACCCACUUCUGGGACGAGGACCCUCAGGGCGUCUGGACCCUGAUUCUGGAGAACAAGGGAUAUUAUUUCAACACGGGGACGCUGUACCGCUACACGCUGCUGCUCUACGGGACGGCCGAGGACAUGAUGGCGCGGCCCACGGGCUCCCAGGUGACCAGCAGCGCGUGUGUGCGGCGGGACACAGAGGGGCUGUGCCAGGAAUGUCACAGCCCUGCCUACAUCCUGGGACACCUCUGUGUCUCCUACUGCCCACCGCGAUACUUCAACCACACGCAGCAGGCAGUAACCCCGGGGCCUGGGCGCCCAGCCACACCCGCCCUGCGAGUCUGUGCCAGCUGCCACCCAUCCUGCUACACCUGCCGUGGCAGCUCUCCCCUUGACUGCACCACCUGCCCCCCCUCAUACACCCUGGAUGAGCACCAGGGCUCCUGCUUGGAGCCUGCCACCCCUGCCAGCCACCCACUGCCCACCGCCACCGCUUGGCCCCACUGCCGCGGCGGCCCAUCCCAGGCUGUGCUGCUGGCCCUGCUGGCUAUGGCUGCAGUGUGUGGGCCUGGGUUCCCCCCAAGCUGACAGGCCACCCCAUCACCACCCCAGGCCCAGCUACUACCGGCUGGAACCCAGCAAUCUGUUAGCUGGGACAUGUGACGUGAACAGUGCAAGGUAUGCCUAAGCCUCAGCCCCAGUUGGGCCCUGCCACCCACUGCAGACUGGCCCAAGAGGGGGAAAACCAGCACCAGAAGGCCUUGGCUGGCCACCUGGCUGGCUCCAGGCCAGGGGCAGACUGCUGAGUCCUGCGUGAGUCCUGUUACUGGGUGUAGCAGCGCCAGA
Messenger RNA from Loxodonta africana (African savanna elephant), 2457 nucleotides. RefSeq names its product proprotein convertase subtilisin/kexin type 4 (gene PCSK4). Gene Ontology annotation, biological process: peptide hormone processing. The transcript has 15 exons. The record is from RefSeq and is a predicted model, not a curated record. Gene Ontology annotation, cellular component: Golgi membrane; trans-Golgi network. Gene Ontology annotation, molecular function: serine-type endopeptidase activity. NCBI's taxonomy places the organism in Eukaryota, Metazoa, Chordata, Mammalia, Proboscidea, Elephantidae. The coding region runs from base 1 to 2199 and encodes 732 amino acids.